Molecule: messenger RNA, 1516 nt
Organism: Daldinia caldariorum
Lineage: Eukaryota; Fungi; Ascomycota; Sordariomycetes; Xylariales; Hypoxylaceae
Product: Shr3 amino acid permease chaperone
Exons: 2
Coding region: 263-979 (238 amino acids)
Biological process (GO): endoplasmic reticulum to Golgi vesicle-mediated transport
Cellular component (GO): endoplasmic reticulum membrane
Source: RefSeq, a predicted model, not a curated record
GUACAGAUAAGAUUUCAUCCAUCUUUUUCAGCUUUUCUCCAGCCACGGCAAACGCGCAAUUAUGACAUGCGCAUCUCCUUAAUCGAUUGUCGGUCAAGCUCAUAAAAAAAAGUGCACCAACCAACUAUUCUUUUUUUUUUCCCCAAGUCAAAGCUUCAAGCUCCACUCAACCUCUACCUGUCGCAUCCGGAGGGCCAGAUAUCGCCAAUCGCAAAUAAAAAGAGAGACAUAUAUACCCAUUAUCUAGGUACACACACACACCAUGGCGGACAAAUGGGUUGAUUGGAACAAGACGCCGAGGUCCAAGGACUAUCGCGGGUCGUCGUCGUUCGCGACGUUUAUGAUUAUCGGGCCGACCUGCUUCUUCCUCGGCAUCCUCUUCGCCAUGUUCCCGUACGACUUCCCGCUGCUGUGGACCAAGGACCCCAUCUCGGCCGCGUACCUGGACCAGCUGUCGACGCACCUGCGGUUCAUGCACCAGUCGCCCCCGCUCAUCGCCCGCAUCCUCAGCAUCAUGGUCGGCGUCGGCUUCCUCGGCUUCUUCAUCAAGCUGUUCCGCGCCUCCGAGUCCAACAUGCUGUUCGACGGCGCCUCCCUCGUCCUCUACCUCAUCGGCGUCGGCGUCUACGUCGCCAACAUCGUCAAGGGCCUGCGGCUCGUGAGCGCCGGCGCCUGGGAUGAUGACAUUAACGGGGUCUUUGAUCCGACGGCCGUCGGCGUCGGCAGGCCCGGCGCCGGCGCGGGAGACCCGCUGACCGGCGGCGAGAUCAUCCUGGGCCGCGAGGAUAGCCUCAAGGUGCUGGCCGCGAGCAACACGAUCCUGGCGCUGGUGCUCGUCGGCGUGCUGGUGCUGCAGGCCGGGCAGUGGUAUGCGGAGCGCAAGGACAACGAGGAGUACGAGAAGUACCAGAAGAUGGAGAAGGAGAAGAGUGGCAACCCGUCGAGUCCGACGGCCGAGAGGAACAAGAAGAAGCAAUAAAAAAAAAGGUGGGAGGGGGAGAGAAGAGAAGAAGGGCUUCUUUUAUUUUUAUUUUUCUGUCAUAACAUGCUUAUCAUGUAAGGCCCAUGCUGCUUCGGCGGGUUGGGCUGCUAUUGGUGGUGUUUAGUUAAAAACACACGCACAAGAUAAGUACUUGGCGGAUUGGGGUUUUGGAUUUAGGUCGUGCGGGUUUGACGGCUAUUAUCUCGAGAUGUAUGAGUUGCUGAUGGUCGAUUAAUGGGGGGGAGGGGGGCAUAAGAAAAGGGCAGCAUGCCUUAGGAAGGUAACCCUUGAGAAGGAAUCCGGGAUACUUGUACGAAAGAAAAAAGAAGUUAUUAUGCUAUAUUAUCUAGUGUAGAUUCGGUUUUGGAUGUGUGCAUGAAAUAAGAUAAACUGGCAUUGGGUUCUUGAGUUUUGCAGCAGUUGACAUAUCAGCCUGGCUCUACGCUCCAUAUUGCUCCAGAGAGUAGAAACCUCUUUCUAGCCCGUCUUUGUCUUGCUCCUCACGUAAUAAUAUAUCCAACCUUUGUUACAUUA